This is a messenger RNA of Thamnophis sirtalis, 1439 nucleotides long. Lineage: Eukaryota; Metazoa; Chordata; Lepidosauria; Squamata; Natricidae. The record is from RefSeq and is a predicted model, not a curated record.
GUUGAUCUUAGUCAUGUCUAUGGAGAGACUUUGGACAGGCAAAUGAAACUAAGACUUUUUAAGAAUGGAAAGCUAAAGUUUCAGAUGAUUGCUGGGGAAAUGUAUCCACCUACUGUGAAAGAAACUCAGGCAGAAAUGAUCUAUCCACCCCACGUCCCUGACCAUCUGAAAUUUUCUGUAGGACAGGAGGUCUUUGGCUUGGUUCCAGGGCUGAUGAUGUAUGCCACGUUGUGGCUCCGGGAACAUAAUCGGGUCUGUGACAUUCUUAAAGGCGAACACCCAGAAUGGGAUGAUGAGCGACUGUUUCAGACUGCCAGACUAAUUCUGAUAGGAGAAACCAUCAAGAUUGUGAUUGAAGAUUAUGUGCAACAUUUAAGCGGGUACCAUUUCAAGCUGAAGUUUGAUCCAGAGCUUCUCUUCAAUCAGAGGUUUCAAUAUCAGAACAGAAUAGCAGCAGAGUUCAAUACCCUCUACCACUGGCAUCCACUUCUGCCUGAUACAUUUCACAUCCAAAACCAAGACUAUACGUACCAGCAGUUCAUGUAUAACAAUUCCAUUCUUUUAGAACACGGGCUUUCUCACAUGGUGCAAUCUUUCUCCACGCAAAGGGCUGGAAGGGUAGCUGGAGGUAGGAAUCUCCCUUCUGUAGUGCAGAAAGUAGCUCAAGCUUCCAUUGAUCAAACCCGGCAGAUGAGGUACCGAUCCUUGAAUGAAUACCGAAAGUUCUUUCUGCUGAAACCUUUCACAUCAUUUGAAGAACUUACUGGUGAAAAAGAAAUGGCUGGAGAACUUGAAGAGCUCUAUGGAGAUAUUGAUGCUAUGGAAUUAUACCCGGCUCUUCUCAUUGAAAAACCACGCCCUGGAGCCAUCUUUGGCGAGACCAUGAUUGAACUCGGGGCUCCCUUCUCCUUGAAAGGUCUUCUAGGAAACGUCAUCUGCUCACCUGAAUACUGGAAGCCAAGUACUUUUGGAGGCGCAGUGGGCUUUGACAUUGUGAAUACAGCCUCACUUCAAAGCCUCGUUUGCAACAACGUGAAGGGCUGCCCCGGGACAGCUUUUCAUGUCAUCGGCUCCGAAACGUUGGCAACGAAUAACGUCAGUGCAUCGAGCAGGUCGAUGGAUGAAAUCAACCCUGCCGUACUUCUCAAAGAGCGGUCAACCGAAUUGUAGGGAGGGGUUAAGGUUGUAUAUUUAUUUAUUAAUUUAUUUAUAUAUCAAUAUUUAUUUAUGUUUCAAAUAAAGCUGUCAUGGACCUCUGUAUAUUUUCCUGUGCAUUGGCGUUGAAUUCAGGUUGUCUGACUUGAAGAGGUUCUUGCUUGGAUUUGCAAGACAGGUUCUCUUCAUUCUUCAUUAUAUCUUCUGUACCAAGGUGGCGCAGUGGUUAAAUGCAGCACUGCAGGCUACUGCUAGAUCAGCAGUUCAGCGGUUCAAAUCUCACC